CCUCUCCUGAGUCCUGACCUCUUGACCGGCGGGCCGGCGGAGGGUUAUAUCAACCCGGCGGGCACCGCAGCAGGACUCGUCUUCCUUGUUCCUUCCUCCCGGCCGAACUCCAGGCAACGAACCACCGUGUCCUCCAUCCAUUCCACCCAAAUCCCACCCCCCUCCCUCCCUCCCCCGUCUACCCCCAGCACUAAGCGCCGCUCGUCGGCCGGCAUGCCGGAUUACGCCGCUCCCCCGGAGGACCAGGCGCUGGAGCUGGGCCCCAGGCAGCCCCUCUACGCCGCGUUCUACCUCGCGCUCCUCGUCGCCUGGGUCCCCACCAAGGUGCGCGCCGUCGCCAGCUGGCUAUCCAGGGGCCCGCGCCCGCGCCCGCCCCGUCCUCCGGUUCCGGUGGCGGACGGACGCGGUCCGGUCCGGGGGAUUGGGAUUCCUCCCCGCCGCAUCCUGAGCCUCGUGGAACUGGAACUGGAUCCGGCACAGGUGGCCGCGGUGACCGCGGCCCUUGUCGGGGCCUUCUCCAUCGUGCAGCGCCGAGCCGACGCCUCCGCCUCCGAGUCUGAGUCCGACUCCGACUCCGACUCCCAUGCGAGCGGCCACCACAGCGAUGUGCACCACCGGUACCCGCCCAUCCACUCGCUGGAAGCGGGGGAUGGCCGCCUCUUCUUGCCGGCCUCCGAUCCUCGUCGACAGGGCGACAGACUGUGCAGACUGUCGGAUGUACAGGAGAACCCAUGGAUCAUCACGGCAAGCACAGAAAGGUUUGCAGAUCCUUGUGAGUUGACCGAUGAAACAACAAGGACUUGGGUCAUGAGGCUCAAAACUACUACCAAACUUGUUUGUUUAAGUAAGCAGCAAUUACAUGAGCAGAAUCAGGAAUUGGCUGAGGAACGCUUUGCAGUGGUAUCCGAGCAAUCUUUAGAGCUCAUCCUUGAGGUUGCAUGCUCAUUCUGUGACGCAAGAUGGUCUCGUGUCCACAUUUUGCAACAGCUGACUGUUUUUGACGCGCUUGUUGAUGUCCUGUUCAAUAUAAAAGACCUGCAUUUCAGCAGAUCUGGUGAGGUUGCUGGCAUUAUUAAUAAGAUGGUGAAUGCUUUCAAAGGUGUGAUUCAGAGGACCUCAAAUGACAUCCGUGGCAGCAAAGAAUCCACCAUCCACCCAGCAACUUUGGUCCUCGUACAAGUCCUGGAAUUCUUCUGGCGUAACGGAGAUAUGGUGCAGUCAAUCCUUGAAUCUGGAGAUUACAACACUGGCCCGUGCUCUGACAUGCUUGAUUGUCUGGUAUCCAAGCUCAAGGAAUGUUCAGAAAUGAUUUUCCAGGAAAAGGGACAAAGGUGCAUAUUCUUUCUGAAUAACCUAAUUUAUGUUCUGCAAAAGGAGUGCCAUUCAGGGUUACUCCCUCGCAAUGCAGUGAGUGAUUUAAAUUCACUGAUUGACCAGAGCAUCAAGAGCUACCUUGAAGAAUACUGGGUUGCGCUCGUGAGAUGUUUAUGCUUGGAUGGGGACUCUCUGACUCUGAGGAAGCCGCGCCGUUCGUCCUUGGAUAAAUUUACUGAAGAGUUCUGCACUAUCUAUGACAGCCAGAGGACUUGGAAAGUUCAGCCUUGGCUUAAGGCAAGACUGCGUGAACAGAUAGUGGAACUGGUUGUUCCAGAAUAUGAGAAGUUCUUGAUGGCGCUUCAGGAGAAUCCAGGUUCUUGGUUGACGAGGAUGCGCCGAGCCAGAUCUGAGAAACCGAUACACACUGCUGAGCGGCUGGGACAGCUGAUUCGUGAACUCUUUGAAAGAUAGCAUUCAGGGAUGGGCGGGCACCAAACUUAUAGAGGGUCGGAAUAGUAUAUAGGAGAAAGCACGACUUGGUAUCCGGGUCUGAACUUCUUAUAGAGCACCUGGGAGCACCGACCCUCCGACCCAACAAAUAAGAAGGGAUGGGAGUAGUAUAUAGGAGAGCAUUCUUUAUUUGUUGGUUCGGUUGUGAUGCCAAAUGGGCCCAUGUAUGUAGUAUCAUCAGGUGAUGAGCAUGCGUCCUGUAUAUAUUAUAUUAUACUACUCCCUCUGUCUCAAAAUAAGUGUCUCAAGCUUAGUAUAACUUGUAUUAGCUCUAAUACAAAGUUGAGACACUUAUUUCGGGACGGAGGGAGUAUUAUGACAGCCACUGGUGGAUCUGGCAGAUGCGGCGAUGGCGCUGCACAAUGAGUUGGGCAUUGGUCUAGAUGACAUGUCCAUUCGUCCAUUCUUCCUAGAGGACUUCCUUAUGAUAUGCGAGCACCCUCUCAUCCGGCAACUCAUGGUGGAACGUGGAUUCGCCCCCGGCAAUGGCUUUCACCUUGGCCUUCGGCCGUGGAUGCGUCGGGCUCAAGCAACAGGUGCCUUCCUGCCUUUUAUGGUGCCCCUGGAGCUGGUCGGCGUUCCUGCCCAUGCCUAGACAAGGAGAACGGCAGAGGUGAUUCCAUGCGGGUGUGGGCGCGUAGUCCAGGUCGCAGAGCGCACGGCGCGCCGGCAUGACAUGUUGCGCUUCCAGGUGUGGCUGAAGACGUUGGACCCUGGGCGCAUACCGCGCCGCCAGCGUCUGUUCGUCUCGGAGCCCGGCGCGGGCGGACGACAGGUGCCGGCAGGGGACUCCUCCUGAUGAGUUGUGGUACCCUAUCACCAUCUCGCGCCUGGCCCCACCGGUCAGACAUGCGCCCUUCGCCAGCGUGGCGGAGAGCUCGGCGGCUGGGGGCCCGGCUAGGGCUGGCGACUCCGGUGGCUCGGCGGCUUCGACGCUCGUGGUGCGCCAGGCUGCCACCCGGCCCGU
Messenger RNA from Triticum aestivum (bread wheat), 2794 nucleotides. RefSeq lists its product as uncharacterized. The record is from RefSeq and is a predicted model, not a curated record. Lineage: Eukaryota; Viridiplantae; Streptophyta; Magnoliopsida; Poales; Poaceae. Gene Ontology annotation, biological process: exocytosis. Gene Ontology annotation, cellular component: exocyst. Gene Ontology annotation, molecular function: phosphatidylinositol-4,5-bisphosphate binding. The transcript has 2 exons. The coding region runs from base 214 to 1788 and encodes 524 amino acids.